AUGCGUGCUGUUUCUGUUUACGCUGCUGGACCUGAAGCCCCCUCAUCCAGCCCAACCUCGCCUCAGACACGUCGACUCGCCAACGCCAUGGUGGCUCCCGUAACAAGAGUCGCGGCCUGCCAUGUCUCGCCCAUUUUCCUGUCGGCCAAGAAGACGACCCAAAAGGCCAUUGGACUGAUUGAGCGGGCGGCGGCGCAAAAGGCCAACCUCGUCGUCUUCCCGGAGACGUACAUACCUGCGUUCCCCGUGUGGAGCGCCGUGCGUGCGCCGACUGCCAACCACGGCUUCUUCAGGCGCAUGGCAGAAGAGUCGAUAUACGCGGGUGGAGAGGAGAUUCGGGAGAUUUGCGCCGCCGCAAAGGCGUCCAACGUCAUGGUCAGCCUUGGGUUCUCGGAAAAGGUCGACUUCAGCAGCGGCACGCUGUACAACUCCAACCUCCUCAUCAGCAGCGAGGGCGAGCCUCUCCUUCACCACCGAAAGCUGGUCCCGACGUUUUUUGAAAAGCUCACGUGGGCACCCGGCGACGGCCACGGUCUGCGAGUGGCCGCCACGCGCUUCGGCAAGAUUGGCAACCUGAUCUGCGGCGAGAACACGAACCCGCUGGCCAGGUACGCGCUCAUGGCCCAAGGCGAGCAGAUUCACAUAUCGACGUGGCCGGCUGUGUGGCCGACGACGCGGGCCGAGGGCCCAGCUCGACGACGCGGCGCAGACUACGACAACGUCGCGGCCAACCGGAUCCGUGCCGCUGGCCAUUGCUUCGAGGCCAAGUGCUACGGGGUCCUCUGCGCCGGCGUGCUCGGGGAAGACGCCGUGGACGAGGUCUCGGGCGGCUCGUCGCACAUGAGGCGCGUGCUACGAGAGUCGCAGCGCGGCGCCACCAUGUUCUUGGACCCUGCGGGGGCGGAGCUGCCGGGGUUCACGGUCGACGACGAGACGGGGGUCCGGGAGCCUGCGCGGCUUUUGCAGGACGCCGAGGGCAUCCUGUACGCCGACUUGGAUGUGGAGGACUGCAUCGAGGGCAAGCAAUACCACGACGUCGUCGGUGGCUAUCAACGACUGGAUGUGUUCGACUUGAGGGUCGACACCGCACGCAAGCCUCCAGCGACGUUUGUGAGCGACGGAGACGCGAAGCUGGCGCGAGUGCAGGACGGAGGGGGAGGGCGAGGCUGA
Molecule: messenger RNA, 1170 nt
Organism: Metarhizium album ARSEF 1941
Lineage: Eukaryota; Fungi; Ascomycota; Sordariomycetes; Hypocreales; Clavicipitaceae
Product: nitrilase
Exons: 1
Coding region: 1-1170 (389 amino acids)
Molecular function (GO): catalytic activity
Source: RefSeq, a predicted model, not a curated record